Molecule: messenger RNA, 739 nt
Organism: Cuscuta epithymum
Lineage: Eukaryota; Viridiplantae; Streptophyta; Magnoliopsida; Solanales; Convolvulaceae
Source: the annotation of a GenBank genome assembly
AUAAUAAUCAACCGAAGGGCCGAUUGGAAUGUCGUUUAUGUCAGCAGCGGUGGCGCCGCCGCGUUUCGCCGUAGUUCGCUCGGCAGUUAGCCGCUCUCGGCGGCGAAGAAACUCCACUAACGCCGAUAAGGGAAAACAAAUCUCGAACCCGACUGAACAUUCGAACUCCGGCAAUUCAAUUGCAAAGAGUUCAUCAGGAUUUGGAAGCACGAAGAAAAAUCCGGAGUGGAAAUGCGUACAGAACUGCGGAGCGUGCUGUAAACUCGAUAAAGGCCAAAACUUUCCCUCGCCGGAAGAAAUUUUCGAUGACCCUUCCGACAUUCAGUUGUAUAAAAGUUUGGUGGGUGAAGAUGGUUUGUGCAUACACGACGAAAAAAGCACAAGAAUGUGUUCUAUAUAUGCAGAACGGCCAUAUUUUUGUCGGGUAGAGCGGGAAAUAUUUGAGGCAUUGUAUGGAAUUGACAAGAAAAAGGUCAACAAGGAAGCUUGCAGUUGCUGCAUAGACACGAUCAAAGCAGUGCAUGGAUCAAGCUCCACAGAACUGGACAGUUUCAACCUAGCAAUACGAAGCUCAUCAACAUAAUAGUAAAAAAUAAGGAGUUUAUGAGUUUUGAUUCAUUCAUGUAAUCAGUGUUAUGUAGUUGGAAUCAUAAUAUAAAUCUAAACAUAGACAAGCACUAAACCAACUUCUCUAGUUUGAUUUUUCUAUCAAAUGGGCUGUUUAGUUGUUUCAUUAAAU